UACCUGCACCACGAAUCUCGCCGCAUAUCACACAAUACACGAUAGAUCUUCUGUCGAAUCUCCAAUCGGAUUUCAAAUCAAGGUGGAUCUCAAGUUGUAUUUGACGAGUACAAGGUCAGGUUGUCUACGCUAGGCCACCCGGCACGACUUACCCAAUGCGGACAAAUAUCACGGAGAGGAGAAGAAGGGGUAGGCAGCAAUCGGUGCUCAACGGAGCUAAAGUAGUUCUCAGUUGCAGCUUGGUCUCUGUAUAUGAACAAACGUAUUUGGCGCUGAAGAUUAGAUAAUUAACUCACGAAUCCCCCAACUUCUCCUUCAAACACAACACCACACACAUAUUACCAGCUAUGUCUCAAAAAUACGUACCUCUCACCAUCAUCAAGGGCGCGGGGCAUGAGUACAUCCCCAUCCCCGAGGGUGAGAGCGCCAUCGUCGCAGACUUCCACUCCAUCCGCACCCAAACCACCGACUCUCCCACAUACCUGACCUCAGGAUUCUACCGCAUCAAAGCCGGCCCCACACGCAACAUCCCCACCUACGACUACGAGGAGACCAAGUACGUUCUCAACGGCCAAAUCGACGUACUAGACGAGGCAACCGGCGUCACACAUCACCUUGUUGCGGGCGACUUUGCUUUCUUCCACGUGGGCUCAAAGGCGCAGUUCUCGAGUAAGUCGGGUGGUACCGCUUUCUUUGCGGUUACAAGGCCGAUUAUCACUCAACAUCCGGGUUUGAAGGGUAGGGAGGAGAAGGUUCAGUCGAAGUUGUAGAUGUAGGGAUGGGCCAUGGGAGGGAUCCUGUUUUGUGAUCAUCUGUCGGACUUGGG
Messenger RNA from Alternaria rosae, 826 nucleotides. RefSeq lists its product as uncharacterized. The transcript has 3 exons. The record is from RefSeq and is a predicted model, not a curated record. Bases 348 to 770 code for a protein of 140 amino acids. NCBI's taxonomy places the organism in Eukaryota, Fungi, Ascomycota, Dothideomycetes, Pleosporales, Pleosporaceae.